AAUAUCGUCCUCCGUGAGAAUGGGAGUUAAAGGAGCUGCGCUUCUGGUCGCGCUUCUCGUCGGAGCCUCCGUCCUCGCAGCGAUCCGAUCCUGCUCAGCCGACGCCAACACCACCACCCUCCCAAUUAAACCGAAGGCGUCCCCGCCGUCGCCGGGCGACACCAGCCGCAAGGUCGCCGCCGUCUUCCCUCUCGAAGGCAACGUCUAUCCCAGAGGGGGAUUCGACGUUCAAAUGAGCUUUGGAAAUUCGCAUAAUUUAUACUCCAUGAACAUCGACUCCGGCAGCGACGUCCCCUGGGUCCAAUGCCAGAUGCCGACUCAAGCGGUGUACCCCCAACCGGGGAGGGACAAGAUCAUCCCCUGCGAUGACCCGCGGUGUAAAGCCGUGCUCGCCUCCACAGGUUCGAAGCAGUGCAAAUCUAAGGGCCCGUGCAACUACCAAGUACAGUACCAAGACAGCUCCGCCAAGGGAGUCCUCAUUGCCGAUACCUUGACCCUGCACCUCACCAACGGCUCGACCGUCCGUCUUCUCGUUGCCUUCGGGUGCGGCCAGUGGGUCAAGGUCACGGAAACGGGGGCACUCACAGAUGGCAUCCUGGGGAUCGGCUUUGGGGAGAUCAGCAUCGUGUCCCAGCUGAGUAGCCAGGGGUUGUUCGGAAAAAUUACGGGGCACUGUCUUAAUAGUAAUGGGGGAGGCUUUUUGUUCCUAGGGGAUAAUGGCCGGCUCCCCAGUGGGAUCACCUGGGUGCCCAUGAUUCCAAGCGACCACUAUUCGCCGGGGCCGGCGAGUCUCUUCUGGGAUAACCAGCCUCUAGGGUCCCAACUCAUCACAGUGUGGCUGGACAGUGGAACCACCUUUACCUACUUUGGACUCCAUCCAUACAAUAGUUUAAUCUCUACGCUGAAUGGCUAUGUAUCUACCCAGCCGCUAAAGAGGGCAUACGAUGACCCCUCGCUGCCUUAUUGCUGGAGAGGCCCACAGAAGUUCAGGACUAUUGCUGAUGCUCAGCGCUACUUCAAGAUUUUGGAGUUGAGAUUUGCUAAUGGGGCAGCACCCAUGAAGCUACCUCCAGUGAAUUAUCUGAUCAUUUCGAGUAAAGGCAAUGCAUGCCUGGGUAUUCUCAAUGGCACACAAGUCGGACUGAAACCUGAUGAAAAUGUAAUUGGAGACAUAUCGUUGCUCGACCUCAUGCUUAUUUAUGACAAUGACAAGAAGCGGAUCGGAUGGGCCAGCACAAACUUCUGCAGGGUUUGAAAAUAGAACGAAGACAGGAGCAUCCAUUGACUCCGACUCGAUGUUUACAUAUAUUCGUACUGAAUUUAGAAUGA
Molecule: messenger RNA, 1329 nt
Organism: Elaeis guineensis (African oil palm)
Lineage: Eukaryota; Viridiplantae; Streptophyta; Magnoliopsida; Arecales; Arecaceae
Product: aspartic proteinase Asp1-like
Biological process (GO): proteolysis
Molecular function (GO): aspartic-type endopeptidase activity
Source: RefSeq, a predicted model, not a curated record